AAAGUGGAACUAUUCAUAUUAUUAUUAUCGUUCUGUGGUUUUCUUGAGAAAUGUCGUUAUGUCAUGACUGUUACUCAUGCAUCCUGUUUCCUUUUGGUUUGUAAACUUGCUCUUUAUGUUUUUAAGAAAUGAAAACUUGUACUUUUAAAUACAUAAAUCCCUCGUUUGUGCUUAUUUUUUUACAUAUUCCAACAAAAUUCUGUAUUUAAUUGAGUCUGGAUCUGUUAAUAGCAGCAGAUGUUGCAGAUUAUGUUUUCCAGAGCACAGAUCAAGAAGUUGAGCCAGCAGGUUGGCAUGACAUAUUGAUUUCCUUCCUCAUUUUUCUAAAAGAAACAGAAAGAUUUGGUGCAGCGCUGCUCAGUCGGUCCCAGGGUUUAUAUGGGGGAGAAAAAUCUUUGUAUCCUCUCUUCAGGACAUGUUUAUGCAAUAUCCUACACACAUGCGAUGCAUUUCUCAUCUUUCCUUCUUGAUCCUGAUCCAAGCGUCCUGCUCCAUCAAAGUCAUUGGUCAAGUUGGGCAAAAUAUAACUUUGCCCUGCAGAUAUGACACCCAAACCAAUGGAGGUUUAACUUUCUGCUGGGGACGUGGGGCGGUGCCGUGGUCCAAAUGCUCCAACACAAUCCUCUCAUUCAAAAAUGGGGAUGUGAUCUUCAGAACGUCCCUAAAGUACCAGCUACUGGGACGAGUCGCAGAGGGUGAACUGUCCCUGACCAUCAUGGAUGCUCAGAGGGCCGAUGCUGGUGUAUAUGGAUGCAGGGUGGAGGUUCCUGGGUUGUAUAAUGACCAGAAGGUUAACACACAACUGGUAAUGGAAGCUCCUCCAGAGAAACCAUCUGAAACAACAAAAGAAAGUCCUACAACAAUAGAGAAGAUCCAAAGUGGAACAGAUGAUGGAAUAUUCUCAGCCUUCUUGGGAAUUGGAAACAUCACCAGGAUGGCGGUUAUUUUCCUCUUCCCCACAUUCAUCACCCUCCUCUUCAUUAUCACAGGAAGGAGAGCUCUGUCGAGGAGGAAGCAGCAUGUUGACACCUUUGCUGCUGAGAAUAUUUAUGAAAGCAUCCUCACGACUAAAUGAUGCUCAGAAAUAGAAGACAAGCAACUUUUUAGAUCAAGGUGCAGAAGUAGCUGCUUUUCAUGAGUUAAAUGUAUUAUGAUUAACUUUCCACCAAAGAACAAGACGGUUCCCGUUUCACAUCCAGCAAUCCCCCAUCAGACGACGAUGAGGUGUAUGUGUGGACACAAGAUGAAGAUGUACAAUUACCUCAGAGGCUCUCUGUUUCUGUUUUUGUCCAGAAGUUGUGUGUGCAUCUAGCGCCAUCUGUUGGGCUUGUUAAAUAUCACAACUAUAAUGUGAAAAGUCAUCUUGAUGAAAGGUGCUUUUAAACCUGUUUAUAGGAUAUAAAGUAAGCUGAACUAUCACAAAUAAAUAUAUUUUGUUGCCCAUCUGAUGUAUUUUCUGAUAAAAAUCACAUAAAUUAAAAGUACUAAUUCAUGUGUGUAAUUUUAACUUUGAUCAUUUCUUUCUCUCUCAUUAGAAAACUUGGUUUUAUAUUUUCUGGAAAGCUCAAACCCAAAUUCUCUUUUCUGUCUAAAUAUUUAUUUUCAGUGGCUUGAUUUUACAAGUUUGAUGGUUCCUUUCUGGUUUAUGAGAUAAAUGUUUUAUUAUUUUAUCUCCACUGCUUUGCAUGAUAAUUACAUAAUAAAAAUACAUCUCUGUGUCAUUUAUUAUUAUCAGCUC
Messenger RNA from Nothobranchius furzeri (turquoise killifish), 1738 nucleotides. Its product is annotated as T-cell immunoglobulin and mucin domain-containing protein 4. Gene Ontology annotation, molecular function: phosphatidylserine binding. The record is from RefSeq and is a predicted model, not a curated record. Gene Ontology annotation, biological process: apoptotic cell clearance; cytoskeletal rearrangement involved in phagocytosis, engulfment. Lineage: Eukaryota; Metazoa; Chordata; Actinopteri; Cyprinodontiformes; Nothobranchiidae.